AUGCACUCGACUACCCUCCUUUUGGCAGUCCUCCCUUCUCUGGCAGUAGCUGCGUCCGGAAACUUGGGAUUUGCUCUCGGAGCUAAGAAUCCAGAUGGAACUUGCAAGACCUCAAGCGAUUACUCGGCGGAUUUCAAGGUCCUGGCACCACAUUCCAAGAUUGUUCGUGGAUACUCUGCUUCGCAAUGUGACACUGCGGAAGCCAUCCUCCCCGCUGCUAAAGCAGCUGGAGUGAAAGUUAUCUUGGGAAUAUGGCCCGACACUGAAGAAUCCUACGAUGCAGACAAAGCCGCAAUUGUCAAGUACGCUCCCCAAUAUGCCGAUCAAGUCUACGCUAUUACUGUCGGAUCCGAAACCAUGUACCGUGGAAACUUCACGGGAGAAACUUUAUUGGAGAAGAUCAACGACGUGAAGAAAGCGACUGGCGGCAAAUUCAAAGUUGGAACGGCAGAUUCAUGGAACAAAUAUCAGGAUGGAACCGCAGACCCAUUGAUCAAUGGUGGUGCUGAUAUAUUGCUUUGCAACGCUUUCUCUUACUGGCAAGGACAAACUUCUGCCAAUGCUACUGCUAGCUUUUUCGACGAUAUUAUGCAAGCUUUUGGGCAUAUUCAAUCUGUUGCUGGCUCUACCACCAAGGGACCUGAACUUUGGGUUGGCGAGACAGGAUGGCCAACCGGUGGAAGCAAUUAUCAGAACGCAGUCCCAGGUCUUGCUAACGCCAAAUUCUUCUGGCAAAACGCUAUCUGUGGUAUUCUCGACUGGGGUGUCAAUGUUUUCUCAUUUGAGGCAUUCGAUGAGCCAUGGAAGCCAAUGAGCAUCGGUCAGGAUGGAAGUGUUGCUGAUGAGACUCACUGGGGUAUCUGGAAUGCUGAUCGAUCCGAGAAGUGGUCUGUUACGUGCUAG
Glarea lozoyensis ATCC 20868 is the source of this 903-nucleotide messenger RNA. RefSeq names its product (Trans)glycosidase. The record is from RefSeq and is a predicted model, not a curated record. Gene Ontology annotation, molecular function: 1,3-beta-glucanosyltransferase activity; glucan endo-1,3-beta-D-glucosidase activity. Gene Ontology annotation, cellular component: cell surface; extracellular region; fungal-type cell wall. Lineage: Eukaryota; Fungi; Ascomycota; Leotiomycetes; Helotiales; Helotiaceae. The coding region runs from base 1 to 903 and encodes 300 amino acids. Gene Ontology annotation, biological process: cell wall organization; carbohydrate metabolic process. The transcript has 4 exons.